Molecule: messenger RNA, 1430 nt
Organism: Coffea eugenioides
Lineage: Eukaryota; Viridiplantae; Streptophyta; Magnoliopsida; Gentianales; Rubiaceae
Product: double-stranded RNA-binding protein 4-like
Exons: 6
Coding region: 21-725 (234 amino acids)
Source: RefSeq, a predicted model, not a curated record
UCUGCCUCUCAUCCGCAACCAUGUUCUUUCCUUGGAGCAAAAUGGCUAACAAAUUCCCCAGCUGUUCUGUCUGCACUUCUUGGGUGCAGGAGCCAAAACCUGAGGAUCAUCUUGGGUUGCCAUUGGAACCAUCCAAACCUGAACAUGAUUAUGGUAUGUACAAGAAGCUGUUGCAUCAGUAUGCCCAAAAAUCUGGAUUACCAUUUCCAGUUUAUAAAAUUGAGAAUGAAGGGUUCCCACAUGCGCCUAAGUUCAGAUCAUCUAUCUUCAUAGAUGAAACCAAGUUCACAUCUAAGUUUACCUUUCCAGAUCGAAGAGCAGCUGAGCAAGAUGUCGCAAAGCUUGCAUAUGAAACCAUAGUUAAAGACAAUAAAACCCUAACAGGAGGCCCUCAUAUUUAUCAGAACCUGAGGUUUUGCAAGUUAAUACUGUCUGAAUAUGCAACCAAGACUGGCCUUGGAGUUCCCGAAUACAACACCACCUUAGCAGAAGGGACACCACACCCAGUAUUCGUCUCUUCUUUUGUUCUUGGUGGCAAAAGUUAUACUGGUCAAGUAGGUCGAAGCAGGAAAGAGGCGGAACAGCUGGUGGCACAACUGGCGAUCCAAUCGCUCCUUGGAUCGGAUUCAGGGAAGCUCACUGAAAUUAUCAAGAGCAAAGAGAGACUUUUCGCUACUGUAGAUGCUAAAAAGAACUCUGGAACUCUGGAAAUUACUGUCGAGUAAUGCAGGAAAUUUGUCACAACAGCAAGCUAGCAUUCAGACUGGGCCCUGAUAGUUGCACAGUUACUUGUGCGAAAGGUUGGACAAAGCGCAAGGUUGAGAACAACUGGGAGCAGAAAAAGAAAAAAGGCCGUGUGGGAGUAGCUAUCAAACGACCUGGAUAUAACUUCAGGCCUUGAAUACUGCUCUUCAGCCAACAAUUGUGCCUAAUACAGAAUAGUACAAUUUUUACUUGGUAGUGGUGAGGCUUCUCCUUCAGAGACAUUGGCGUAUGUGAAGGAGAGGUCUAUUGAAAAUAGUUUAUGCAGAAUACUGCUCCUGCAUGCUCUUUUUGGUUGGUAUUUGCUACGUUUGCAACUGUAAAAUGCCUAACAUUAACAAGACGUUAUUCGGAUGGAUGGAGUUUUUAAGCAAAAGUUCUUUGGCAUGUGUUUUGUUGAUUGUUGGUUACGUCUUAAUUCUUAAAUUUCACUUUUUGCAAGAAAUCAUGGACUUUAUGCCUUUAUCCUGUCUGAAAUUAAUAGAUCUUCCACUGCUGCUAGAAGACAUUCCUCGUAUGAAUAUAUUAUUCACAUUGUGAAAAAGUCUGAACAAUUAACUAUGAUCUAUGGGCAAAAUGGGUGUCUAAAAGGUUCUUGAUUGAUCUUCAGAUUGAAUUGAUGUCCACCCUAACCCCACUUCAUCUUUACAAGUCCGUGGACCCGUUUG